Penicillium vulpinum is the source of this 978-nucleotide messenger RNA. RefSeq names its product aldo/keto reductase family protein. NCBI's taxonomy places the organism in Eukaryota, Fungi, Ascomycota, Eurotiomycetes, Eurotiales, Aspergillaceae. Gene Ontology annotation, cellular component: cytosol. The coding region runs from base 1 to 978 and encodes 325 amino acids. The record is from RefSeq and is a predicted model, not a curated record. The transcript is spliced from 2 exons.
AUGGAUACCCCUCGCUAUGUAUUUGGUGCUCAAGGAUUUGGUGUGGCCUGGACGGCCGACAAUGUCGACCACUUGAUGAAUAGUCUCACAAAGACUGGAAUCAAUGAAUUUGACACGGCUGCCCUGUAUCCUGCCACUAAUCCCGGUGCAUCUGAGAAACUACUCGGUGAAAAGAGACCAAAGGAUGCGGUCAUCCACACCAAGGUUCUAUUCAGUGUUGAUGACUCUUUGUCCUUCAGAAACAUAGGAACCUCUAUCAUGGCUAGUUUGGAGCGAUUGCAAGUUAAGAAGAUCCACACCCUCUACGCUCAUGCCCCGGACCGCAAAACCCCGAUUCCUCUGCAAGCCGCACACUUCGACCAUUAUUAUCGUGAGGGAUAUUUUGAAAGACUGGGUCUCUCCAACUACAGUCCAUCUGAAAUCCGUGCCUGGAUGGAAAUUGCAGUGCAGGAAAAUUUGAUUAUGCCUUCUGUCUACCAAGGCCAGUACAACGUCUUCUGUCGAGGCUACGAGGAUCAGCUUUUCCCCCUACUUCGUGAGGUCGGGAUUCACUUCGAGGCAACCUCGCCCUUGGCGGGUGGAUUCCUUACUGGAAAACUUUCCUAUUUUCCAUCACCCGAACAGUUGGAGGGUACUCGUUUCGAGGUCGGAGAGGGUAAUAUGCUCGGUGCAGUCUACCGCAUGUGGUACGACCAGCCUGUCUAUCACCAAGCGAUGCGAUCAUUGGAUAAUAUUAGUAAAAGGCUGGGGACUACGGGGGCCCAAUGCGCCCUGCGCUGGUUGCUUUUUCACUCCCACUUGAAGGAUCCUGACCGAGUUGUGAUCGGACCAAGUUCCCUGAAGCAGCUUCAAGACUAUGUUGAUGCCCGGAAGGCCGGACCACUUCCAGCUUAUGCAGCAGGCGAGAUCAGUGCGCUUUGGCCGAGCCUGAAGGAAGUUGCAGCAACGAUCAUUGAGAAGGGAUGGUGGUCUCUGUGA